AUGCCAUCGACUAAUGAAUUGCAAAUGAAUUCGUCAUACUCAUUGUUAAUUACUGACAAUGAUUGUGCAUGUCAAAAUAACGAUGAGAUUCUAUCAACGUUGACAUCGAAGCAUAAUCAUCGUCAUUGCUCGCGAGAUGUGCAUCUCUCCAACAUCGUCACUUUCAUGAUAUCAUUAAACAAACAUAACAUCUGUCAAUUGCAAAAGACGUUUUCUGUUGAUCUUCCAUUGCUAUCUUAUUCAUUUCUUGUUCAACUGAUCAAUCGUGCGUUUCAUCUUCAUUCAAACUUUACGGUACAAACCAAAGACAGUUUGCUUAUUAACGAUGAUUUCGAUCUCGAUGGUGUGAUAAUGCAUCAAAACGAUGAGCAUCAUCGAGUUGAAUUUCUCGUCAAUCAAUACGAGGUCGAUGAUUGGUGUAUCAUUGAAGAAGAUUUGAAUGAUAAUUUUGAAUUAUUUCAUAUAGAGAAUAAUCUAAUACUCGUAACAAUUAAAUCGAUCUACCAUCGGCCGGAAACAUUAUUGGAAAAAGCAACCAAUUGGCUGCAUGGUUCAGUUAAUCUUUUGUCAAGUAACUGCUUGACAAAAAAAGAAUUCUAUCGAAUGUUAGAUCCCGUCAAUGGUCGUCUAUUGAAUGAAGAGAAUUUUCGACGACGUAUCUAUGAGAAUGGAUGUGAACAAUCAGUACGAAAGAUUGUUUGGUGUUAUUUAUUUCAAGUAUUUAAUCAAACAAUGACAAAUGAUGAUAAGGUUCAGUAUACCAUCAAGGCAAAAGAACGAUAUCAAGAAAUGAAACAAGCAUGGCAAAGUAAACGGGAGUCAGAAAUCUUAAUCCUGGAAAAUUUGAUUCAAAAAGAUGUCACACGUACAGAUAGUUCAGUGAAGUUCUUUGAAAACAAACAAAAUCUAUCUCGAGAGAAACUCUUGAAUAUUCUUAUGACUUACUGUGUCUAUCAUCCUGAGCCUGGUUAUGCUCAAGGCAUGACAGACAUGGCUGCACCGAUUUUGUAUGUUAUACGUGACGAGGCACUGGCGUAUGCGUGUUUUUGUGCGUUGAUGCGUUAUAUGGCACCGUUAUUUCAUUCGGAUGGUAUUGCAAUGAAUCGUCGUUUAGAUCUAUUAAGAAAAACGAUUCGAGCGAUCGAUGUGGAGCUAUGGAAUAAAAUCGAGCAAUAUGAUAUCAGUAAUUUAAUGUUCGCUUAUCGUUGGUUACUGUUGGAUUGUAAACGAGAAUUUCCGUUCAAAGAUGUCUUUCGUGUAUUCGAAACCUUGUGGUCAUCGUUGCCAUCCGAUCGGUUCGAAUUGAAUAAUAGUUCAUAUUCGGAUAUCGAUGAUUUGUGUCCGUCAUCGAUUUGUUCACAUCGUUAUUCUUCGAUGACUUCAUCGAUAACAAACACAAUUCUUUCAUCGCAUUCAUUUUCAUCGAUUCCUGAUGAAAUACAAUCGGAACAUUCGAGUAUCGACGGUGGUGAUUCGGGUUUUCGUGAUGAACAAGUCGCAACAAUCUGCGAUGUGCAUUGGAACUGUUCGUUGCAAGACAAUUUGACCAUAGCAUCGUGUGUACCAUUAGAAAAUUGGUUGAAAAACUUCUCGCGAGUGGACAACGAUAUCGACUAUUCAGAUAUGUUUACAAUCUUUCUUUGUGUAGCCUUACUCGAACAAAACCGUUCGUCGAUUAUACAGCUGUCAGCAAUGAAUCUUGACAAUGAUGAUUAUAUUGGCUUCUAUUUUACACGUCUUGUUCGACAAAAUGAUGCGAAACAAGCGUUGAAACUUGCCAGACAUUAUCACAAACAAUAUGUCGUUUUUCAAAUGCGAACCAAACAGUUACUAUCAACGAAUUAUUAA
Adineta ricciae is the source of this 1848-nucleotide messenger RNA. The record is from the annotation of a GenBank genome assembly. Lineage: Eukaryota; Metazoa; Rotifera; Eurotatoria; Adinetida; Adinetidae.